This is a messenger RNA of Panthera uncia (snow leopard), 2892 nucleotides long. It is a transcript of the gene FBXO31, whose product is annotated as F-box protein 31. The transcript is spliced from 10 exons. Gene Ontology annotation, molecular function: protein binding. The record is from RefSeq and is a predicted model, not a curated record. NCBI's taxonomy places the organism in Eukaryota, Metazoa, Chordata, Mammalia, Carnivora, Felidae. Bases 33 to 1748 code for a protein of 571 amino acids.
GGGGCGCCGCCGCGGCCGUCCCUCGCGCCGGCAUGGCGGUGUGCGCUCGCCUCUGCGGCGUGGGCCCGUCGCGGGGAUGCCGGCGACGCCAGCAGCGCCGGGGCCCGGCUGAGACCGCGGCGGCCGACAGCGAGCCGGACACGGACCCCGAGGAGGAGCGCAUCGAGGCGGGCGCGGCGGCGCUGGCCGGGGCGGGGGGCGGCCGGGGCGCGGGCCCCUCGUCGCCCCCGCGCUGCUCUCUGCUGGAGCUGCCGCCGGAGCUGCUGGUGGAGAUCUUCGCCUCGCUGCCCGGCACCGACCUGCCCAGCCUGGCCCAGGUCUGCACCAAGUUCCGGCGCAUCCUGCACACCGACACCAUCUGGAGAAGGCGCUGCCGGGAGGAGUAUGGCGUUUGCGAGAACCUGCGGAAGCUGGACAUCACGGGCGUGUCUUGUAGAGACGUCUAUGCCAAGCGUAUAAACCCUCGCGUCAAGUCGGGACGUUUCAUGAAAAUUCUUCCCGAUUACGAGCACAUGGAGUACAGAGAUGUUUACACCUGCCUGCUCCACCGCUACAGACACAUCCUGGGGCUGUGGCAGCCAGACAUCGGGCCCUACGGAGGACUGCUGAACGUGGUGGUGGACGGCUUGUUCAUCAUUGGCUGGAUGUACCUGCCUCCCCACGACCCUCAUGUGGACGACCCCAUGCGAUUCAAGCCCUUGUUCAGGGUCCACCUGAUGGAGAGAAAGUCUGCCACGGUGGAGUGCAUGUAUGGCCACAGAGGGCCCCACAAUGGCCACAUCCAGAUUGUGAAGAAGGACGAGUUCUCCACCAAGUGCAACCAGACGGACCACCACAGGAUGUCUGGCGGGAGGCAGGAGGAAUUCCGCACGUGGCUGAGGGAAGAAUGGGGGCGGACACUGGAGGACAUUUUCCACGAGCACAUGCAGGAGCUCAUCCUGAUGAAGUUUAUCUACACUAGUCAGUACGACAACUGCCUGACGUACCGCCGCAUCUACCUCCCGCCCAGCCAUCCGGACGACCUCAUCAGACCCGGCCUCUUCAAAGGCACCUAUGGCAGCCACGGCCUAGAGAUCGUCAUGCUCAGCUUCCACGGGAAGCGGGCCAGGGGCACGAAGAUCACGGGCGACCCCAACAUCCCUGCUGGGCAGCAGACGGUGGAGAUCGACCUCAUGCACCGCAUCCAGCUGCCCGACGUGGAGAGCCUCCGCAGCUUCAACGAGCUGUCCCGCAUCGUCCUGGAGGUUCGGGAGCAGGUGCGCCAGGAGCAGCAGCAGCGGGAGGACGGGGCCGAGGAUGGCGAGGGCCGCGCCCCGCAGAGCCCCCUCGAGCCCCAGCGGGGCCCCGCCCAGCCCAGCGUGGAGCUGCCUGCCGAGAAGGGCGGGGGCCCUGCGGACGGAGAGGCCGCGGCCGCGGCGGCGCCUGCACCCGAGCAGCCGGCCCAGUCCGGGCAGGGGCAGCCGUUCGUGUUGCCUGUGGGCGUGAGCUCGCGGAACGAGGACUACCCCCGCACCUGCAGGAUGUGUUUUUACGGCACGGGCCUCAUCGCCGGCCACGGCUUCACCAGCCCUGAACGCACUCCUGGAGUCUUUAUCCUGUUCGACGAGGACCGCUUCGGGUUCAUCUGGCUGGAGCUGAAAUCCUUCAGCCUGUACAGCAGGGUGCGGGCCACCUUCCGGAACGCAGAGGCGCCGUCCCCACAGGCUUUCGAGGAGAUGCUGAAGAACAUCCAGUCCCUGACCUCCUGACGGGCCACUUCCUGUGGGGCGGCUCCCGGGGCCCCGGACCCUGCCGCCCGGGACAGGAAGCAGCAUGCACUUUGGAGAUUUGGCCUUCUGACCAGAACACCCACCUCGUAGGAGUCUCGGCCCAGCCACCCCAAAACUCUGUACAGAGUGUGCGACGUAUGCCCGUGUCCUCGUCAGUAGCUCAUGGGAAGGCUGACUGAGCUUGUCUCACAGAAAGAAUGGCCCAGGACAGAACUGAUGGAGAGGGCUGGCUGCACAGUUUUGUGAACAACUCAGCUGGAGAAACUGGGUUUGUCCUUGGCCUGCUGAACGUUUUUUGGGUCAGGCAGAGCGACCCUGGGGGCUAACGAUCGGGAUCAUGCGUGAGGCGAGUGACCGUGGCUGCGGUCUGGCAAGGGUCUGGGGCGAGGGCCUCUGUGAGGUGAGCGUUCUACAGCCUGGGUGGGGCACUGUGGGGCAGUGAGGGAGCUCCAGGGGGUCGGGCGUAUCAGGCCAGGACCCUGGACUGAAUUCCUGUGUCUUUACUAACCUGCUUGGAUUUUGGACAGAAGCAUUUCACCUCUGAUUGGCUUGUGGAUCAGCGCAGUGGGGUUAGUGAUACGGGUCAGUAGGAAACGUCAUGGCGGGCCUUUGGGCAGCUUGGAGGCCCUGGCCUCUCUCCAGCUUUAGAAUCAAGACCUUUGCUGCAGCCAAUUCGAGGCAGGGCAUUUGUUUGCACACCCCCCCAUCCACCUCCUGCACAUGCUCUGGUGUCAGAACCCUGAGCUGAGCCACUUGUCCCAGAACCUUCUUCAGAAUUCUGCAGGGCCACAUCUGAACCAGCCCUGCCUUUUCCCAUUUGCUUAGUAUACACAGGUGCUGUUCUCGGAAGUGUUAAAGCAGCAGAGUGGUUGCACAAGAUGACUUUGGAGCCCCUUUGUGGGUAACAGGGCAGCUUUCUAGAAAAGUCACCCAUACAUGUGGAAUGCACUUUGGAGACCAGGGCAUCUCGGGAUCCUCCAGUGUGGAGACCCUGAGCACGGACGCUUCUGCCGGUGGUGUGCCCGUGUCCCAUGGACACCUGCGCUUGGGGACCCACUGUUGUAAGGUCUCUGCUGAUCUUAGUGUCUCCUGAAGAACAGAGCCCUGAAUGCACGUAGACCCC